CACUUCAUGCUUCCAUCUGUGUCCAGCAUCUUUCUGAAGUGUUUCAGGGAGAGUUUAACAGCUUUGCAUUGGAAGAACUGUGCAAUGAAGACAUCAAUGAUGGAUCUUAAAGUGGAACCUAUGGACAUUGAUUACGACCAGCCGCCUCCCCUGCAAGUGUUCGCUCACACCUCGACUCUGCAUGGCAUCUCUCAUAUCUUCUCUUAUGAGAAGAUCACGGCCAAAUGCUGCCUCUGGGUGGUGUUUUUCCUCAGCUCUUUGACCUUUCUCAUGUACGUCUGCGUCGAUCGGAUUCAGUUCUACCUGGAAUACCCUCACGUCACCAAGCUGGACGAGAUCACGACGCCCGUGAUGGUCUUCCCCGCAGUGACGAUUUGCAAUCUCAACUCCAUCCGCUUCAGCAGGAUCACACGCAACGACCUGUACCACGCGGGGGAGUUGCUGGCGCUGCUGAACUCGAGACAUGAGAUUCGGGACUCUCACCUGGUUGAAGAAAGCGUGAUGGAGGUUCUCAAGAGCAAAGCAGACUUUCGCCUAUUCAAGCCACGACACUUCAACAUGUGGGAGUUUUAUAAUAGAACAGGACACGACAUUAAAGACAUGCUGCUGUCCUGCCAGUUCCGAGGCUCGCCGUGCCGACCCGAAGACUUCAGCGUGGUGUUCACGCGUUACGGGAAGUGUUACAGCUUUAACUCUGGUGACACCGGCCCACCGCAGAUCAGCGUGAAGGGAGGGAUGGGAAACGGCCUGGAGAUCAUGUUGGACAUUCAGCAGGAUGAAUAUUUACCUGUGUGGGGAGAGACAAAUGAGUCGUCAUUCGAGGCGGGAAUCAAAGUUCAGAUUCACAGUCAGGACGAGCCUCCGUUUAUAGAUCAGCUGGGCUUCGGAGUUGCUCCAGGAUUCCAGACGUUCGUUUCCUGCCAAGAGCAGCGACUGAUGUAUCUUCCUGCUCCGUGGGGGAGCUGCAAGUCGUCCCCGCCAAGCUCGGAUUACUUCAAGGCGUACAGCAUCAGCGCCUGUCGAACUGACUGUGAGACGCGCUACCUGGUGGAAAACUGCAACUGCCGUAUGGUGCAUAUGCCUGGUGAUGCGCCUUACUGCACCCCUGUGCUAUAUAAAGAAUGUGCACAUCCAGCACUUGAUUUCCUUGUGGAGACGGACAGCGACUACUGCUCAUGCGAGACUCCGUGCAACAUCACACGCUACAGUAAAGAGCUGUCCUUCGUCAAGAUCCCCAGCAAAGCGUCUGUCAAAUACCUCGCAAAGAAGUACAGCAAAUCUGAGAAGUACAUAACUGAGAAUGUCCUGGUGCUGGACGUGUUCUUUGAGGCUCUGAACUAUGAAACCAUCGAGCAGAGGAAAGCCUAUGAGGUGGCUGGUCUGUUGGGUGAUAUCGGAGGACAGAUGGGGCUUUUCAUUGGAGCCAGUAUUCUUACGAUUCUGGAGCUUUUUGACUAUCUUUAUGAGGUAAUGAAAUACAGGUUGUGCCGCUGCUCCGACAAGAAACAUCACAACAACAACAACACUGAUCACGGCACUGUACUCAGCCUGGAUGACGUCAAAUGCCAUGUCAGUAAAUUCCAUUAACAUUCCCGCAAUAUUCCAGCUGUUUGCCUGCCAGUCAUAUUGCGAUUAUGUUAUACAUUUUAGCAGAUGGCAUCGCGACACCAGCACGGUUGUUUUCUACAGAUUGUUCUGGCAUCUUGUGGUUGUUACUCUCUCUUUCUCUCUUAUGCCUAUGAAUGAAAAUUUUCUAGUAUUUUUCCAAAAAUGUUUUGUGGUUUUCUGAACAAGCCGAUUUUGAUUUUGUCUCUAUAAGGCAGGAAUGUCAAAACCGUUAAAUAUGAUUUAAAUGGUUGGAUCUUUGUGUGCCUGGCCUUUUGCAACAGAAAUGCGUCUAGCUUGAGGGGUUACUGUGUCAUAUUUGAUUAAUUCUGUGUAUCUUAAUAGCUAUGGCUGUAAAUGCAUUGUGACAGACUAUUCAUUGCACAAGGUGUUGAAAGAGGGAGCACCAGUUUGAAGGCCUGUAGUUGCUACUUGCUAUGAUAUGAGCAUGAUAUCAUCGGCCCAUGUCAGAUCAGAGAGACUAACCCUAGAUAUUCCCAGGGGGUGCAUGUGAGCUUCUGUCUGCAGUGUCACGUUUGUUUCGGGAGCUGGACUGUGUGUGCAUGUCUGUAAAUGCGUCUGUUAACGUUGUGUGUCAUUGCUCUCUGUGUGUGUGUGUGUGUGUGUGUGUUUGUGCAAGCUUGACUGCAAGUGCAUGGAUGUGUUUGUUUGUUUGUUAGGUUCACACAGAACGAGUUUUUGCUGUUAAAAA
Rhinichthys klamathensis goyatoka is the source of this 2317-nucleotide messenger RNA. RefSeq names its product acid-sensing (proton-gated) ion channel 1a (gene asic1a). Gene Ontology annotation, cellular component: membrane. NCBI's taxonomy places the organism in Eukaryota, Metazoa, Chordata, Actinopteri, Cypriniformes, Leuciscidae. The transcript is spliced from 12 exons. Bases 7 to 1587 code for a protein of 526 amino acids. The record is from RefSeq and is a predicted model, not a curated record. Gene Ontology annotation, biological process: sodium ion transmembrane transport.